Messenger RNA from Megalops cyprinoides (Indo-Pacific tarpon), 2103 nucleotides. RefSeq names its product DEAD (Asp-Glu-Ala-Asp) box polypeptide 47 (gene ddx47). The coding region runs from base 10 to 1440 and encodes 476 amino acids. The transcript is spliced from 12 exons. Gene Ontology annotation, molecular function: RNA helicase activity; nucleic acid binding; ATP binding. Lineage: Eukaryota; Metazoa; Chordata; Actinopteri; Elopiformes; Megalopidae. The record is from RefSeq and is a predicted model, not a curated record.
GAGCCAAGCAUGGCGGACGAGGAGAGGGACAGUGAUGGAAAAACAGAACCCGAAGGAGCAACUGAGAGUGACAGCGAAGGGGCGAACGUAGGAGAGAAUGAGAAGGAAACCCCAAAGACCUUCAAGGAUCUGGGGGUCACAGACGUGCUAUGCGAGGCCUGUGAGCAGCUGGGGUGGAAGAGUCCCACAAAAAUCCAGGUGGAGGCCAUACCUGUAGCGUUGGAAGGGCGUGAUGUCAUCGGCCUGGCGGAGACAGGCUCGGGGAAGACGGGGGCCUUCGCCCUCCCCAUCCUGCAGUCGCUCCUCUCUUCUGCACAGCGCCUUCACUCCCUCGUUCUCACCCCGACCCGUGAGCUUGCCUUCCAGAUCGCUGAGCAGUUUGAGGCCCUGGGAUCCAGCAUCGGGGUCAAGACUGCUGUCAUAGUCGGAGGGAUUGACAUGAUGUCACAGUCCCUUGCCCUUGCCAAGAAGCCCCACGUCGUCAUUGCCACCCCCGGCCGACUGAUUGACCACCUGGAGAACACCAAGGGCUUUACCCUGCGGGCGCUCAAGUUUCUGGUGAUGGACGAGGCCGACCGGAUCCUCAACAUGGACUUCGAGACGGAGGUGGACAAAAUUCUGAAGGUGAUCCCCAGAGAGCGACGGACAUUCCUCUUCUCUGCCACCAUGACCAAAAAGGUUCAGAAGCUGCAGAGGGCGGCGCUAAAAGACCCAGUCAAGUGCGCCGUGUCGACCAAAUACUCAACCGUGGACAAGCUGCAGCAGUACUACAUCUUCAUCCCGUCUAAGUACAAGGACUGCUACCUGGUGUCCAUACUAAAUGAGCUUGCAGGGAACUCCUUUAUGAUCUUCUGCAGCACCUGCAAUACUGCCCAGAGAGUGGCACUAAUGCUAAGGAACCUGGGCAUCACAGCCAUCCCCCUGCAUGGGCAAAUGAGUCAGAACAAACGCCUGGGCGCACUUAACAAGUUCAAGUCCAAGUCCUGCUCCGUGCUCCUGGCAACGGAUGUUGCGUCUCGAGGGCUAGACAUCCCGCAUGUUGACUGCGUUAUCAACUACGACAUCCCCACUCACUCCAAGGACUACAUCCACCGGGUGGGGCGAACGGCGCGAGCGGGGAGGUCUGGGAAAUCCAUCACCUUCGUCACACAGUAUGAUGUGGAGCUCUUCCAGCGAAUUGAAAGCCUGAUUGGGAAGAAGCUGCCCGCCUUUCCCACCCAAGAGGAGGAGGUGAUGAUGCUGGUGGAGAGAGUCAGUGAGGCCCAGAGAUUUGCCAGGAUUGAAAUGAAAGAACAAGGGGAGCAGAAGAAAAGGCCCAGAGGAGGAGAGGGAGAGGGGGAUGAUACAGAACAGUCCAGCGGGGUGCGGAAGAAAGUGAAGGGGGGGAAGGGUGGGUUUGGGGGUGGAGGGAGUGGACGUGGUGGAGGGAGAGGGCGGUAGAAAAGCAACACCCACAUGAACUUAAAUAUUCAGGCCCCCUCUCUCAUUCACACACAUGUGUGCACAUACACACACACACAAUCAUGCAUUCACAUCUGGAUUCCCUGUUGCCCCCCCCUGUAUUGAGAUGUAACCAUUCUAUGAAUUUUCAGGUGCUGAUCCAUCCUGCACUUAUUUAUCAAGAACCCCUGUCUUUGUCCUGACAUUUUCCUCAUUCUGCUUUUCCUAAAUAAAAAUAAGUACAUACAUUUUGUAACAAACUGAAUAUGCUCAAAUAACUUGAAUUGUAUUCCCAGCUAUGUUUUGUACAGCAGUAACAGAAGAGACUGUUACUGAAGCAAUCAAUGUGUGUCGGUAAUUUGUAAUAAAAUGCACUGACUUCUGACGGGAGGGGGGUACAUUCUUCUUGAAACUGGCCUCGGGGAGAGUGCCAAGAGCUGUGCACGGUGUUGCCGUGCUGACCGCCGCUUCUGUAUUUGGAUUUUGGACUCAUUUCACAGCGUCAGACUUUGAAACUAGACCCAGUGGAGGGGAGAGCGCGGUUGGUGAUGGGAAGGCCUUCCCACAAUGGCCUCUGAUUCUCAUUCUCUGUGUCUCUCCUUUAACUCUCGCACACAAUCUCUCUGUCUCUCUGCUAGGAGUGGUGAGGUUCUCAGUCCAUAA